Molecule: messenger RNA, 1863 nt
Organism: Suillus subaureus
Lineage: Eukaryota; Fungi; Basidiomycota; Agaricomycetes; Boletales; Suillaceae
Exons: 10
Coding region: 1-1863 (620 amino acids)
Source: RefSeq, a predicted model, not a curated record
AUGCACAUCAGCUCAGAUGAUGAAGACAACACUUAUCAGGUAUACCUGCCCCAAGAAGGUGCUGUUGAGGAGGAAAAUGGUGAUGAAAAUAAUGAACAUUCUGAUGAGGAGCGAGAUCUUGAUGAGGGUGCGGACAUUGUCAAUGACCCUACAUUUAAUGCAGGCAAUGGUUUUGAUGACAACAAGGAUUGCCUACAACAAGAUGACAAAGAAGACCUAUUGUUUGAUGAAGCACCUGCUUUUAGCGAGCACUCCACUAUCAGGAAUGCAUAUGUGCAUGCAUACAUUGCAUCUGCAUUCAAAGGUGCCUCACAUGAUGUUUCAUGCAUCAUUCUUGAUGGGGUUGUGCAUGCAUUGUGGUAUGCUCGUGAUCACACACGGGAUAUUGAGUAUGAAGCUGAGAGGUGUCUGGGGGUCAAUCUCGACUCUAUUAUUACUUACCUCUUCAUAUGUCCAACAUGCUGGCAGGUCCAUGAUCCACUCAUGCUGUAUGACAAAGAUCUUUGGGAACAGUGCUGUGAAGAAGAUUGUGAAGGUAUUCUCUACACAACAAAGGUUCUGCCAUAUGUCACACCUCAUGGAGAUGAGCCACACCAAGUACCAGCUACCGAUGUGGGGGGUGACAAUGCUUUUGCAGAUCCUUCUAAUCCAAUGCAUGAUAUGCAUGAUGCCUGGGGCAAUCACUCCAUGGGGACACUCUACAUGACCUGCUGCAAUAAUCCUCAUGGCGUUCGCUACCUUACUGAAGAGACAUUUCUAAUCAUGGUCCUCCCUGGACCAAAUGAACCAAACCUAGAGCAGCUCAACAAGAUUAUGGUGAAGUUUGUGUCUGAUAUGAUUGAACUUUAUGGUGGACAAGAGUUUCAAAUAUAUGGACAUGAGGAUAAGCGCCCUGUUCAUUCAGUUCUCAACAGCGAGGUCUCCAAUCUUCCAGCAAGUUGCAAAAUUGAAGGACUUGCCUCUUUCUCAUCAAAGUUAUUUAUGUGUCCACAAUGCAACACACCUUCAUAUUAUCUUGCAGAUCCAUGUGGUUUCAAUCCAACAGACUUCAGACUACGUGAUGCUUGGCACAACGUCAAAUAUGCCUUUCGUUCACAUUAUCUUGAUGACGAUGAUCAAAAGGAGAUCUUUGAGCAUUGUGGAGUGCACUGGUUAGUGUUUAACCUCAUCCCAGGUUGGUUGACAGCCAUCAACUCAGUUGUGGAGUUCAUGCACUGUGUGUAUCUCUGUAUGGUUAGGCAUGUGACAAAGGUCAUAAUCCUUCAGUCCGGGAUGCUCAAUCCCGUCACUUCUUCCUUGUCAAAGGCAGACCAAUGGCAACUCCAUAUUAGUGUGUUGUUUGUCGGGCUUUUCAUUGCAUGGGAAAUUGACAGCAUUAUCCCCAAUGUCAACGCACCAAAAUUGAGAGCCAACACCAAACAUGCAGCCACACAUGUGAAGAAUGAGAAGGUCAUGUCAGCACAACCCACUGAUGAGCAGCUUGAUGAGAAUGAUGCCCUCACAAUGGAUUGUUCAAUCAGACAUCAUUAUACAACCAUUCUCGAGUUCUCAGCUGCUAUCUGGAUCUUGUCAUCAUGUUCAAUCAGCCCAGAUGAGGUCAAAUGGGGCUGUGCGGCACUAUCUAGAGCAUGCCAGAAUUGGGCGCAUAUGGGGUGUCACCUGACCCCUUAUUUUCAUCUCGCCCAACAUCUUCAGUGUCAGUUUCUCCAGUUCGGGCCUUGCUAUGCUACAUGGGUGACUAACCAUAAUAAUCACAAGGGCAGUGAACUUGAAUGUAUAAUGAUGUGCAAAUGGUGGAAAUGGGUUCUAGUCCAUGAUCUAGUAUAUCCUCAGGCUCUUUGUCUCUUUGUGCUAGGAGUCUGA